CAAAUGAAAUAAAAGACGCAGUGGUUCAGGAGUAUUAUUUGGCUAUUUACAUUUGACAGGCGUUUUUUAACACGAACACGUUUCGGAAGGAACCGAUCGAAGCUUGCGCAGACCGAAUGCGAAACUAGCCACGCACCACUUUAAACAGCUUUGCUCCUUGUCUCGUUAUGAUUAUGUUGGCCGGAGCCAGUUGAACGGGGUUUGCUUGUGUUGUCAGAGGACGCGCAGUUAGCGACAUCUGGGUUGUAUAUAUGGACAUUUCCCCGUCUGUGUGAACUUCAGCCGCACAGCAAACAUGGGAGGAAUGCGACACUGCGUUUUGCUUGUGUUGCUCCAUUUAGCGUUCGGAUUAGCUUUUCAGGUCGGUACCAUCAGGGGCAAUGGACAUACAGAAUUUCUAAAGAAGCAAAUACAUGGAAAUGUUCAUGUUGCGAGAUCGAACUUAGCUAAGUAUUGGCCCUUUUCUUCAAGUAAACACAAAGUUACCAAAAGGGAUCUGGGAGGAGACACCUGUGAGGCACUUCGAGGAUAUGGUGACAGGUUAAUCAACAAUACCCACAUGUUUGGCUUCUAUGACCUGAGUGGCUCGGUGUCUCUGGCCUGGGUGGGGGAUGGCACUGGGGUUGUGCUGGCUUUGACCACGUUCCAGGUGCCAUUCUUCAUGUUCAGAUUCGGACAGUCCAAACUAUACAGAAGUGAAAACUACGGGAAGUCCUUUGAGGACGUGACAUCGCUCAUCAAUAACACCUUCAUCCUCACGGAGUUCGGCAUUGCAAUUGGCCCUAUGAAUUCUGGGAAGGUGAUCCUCACAGGCGAUGUCUCGGGAAGCAAGGGCUCUCGGAUCUUUCGCUCCACCAAUUUCGGGAACGCCUUCACUCCUGUCGACCUGCCCUUCCACCCGCUCUCACAGAUCGUCUACAAUCCACAGAAUUCUGACGCGCUCCUGGCGCUCAGUGUUACGUAUGAUCUCUGGGUGUCAGAAGACUUUGGUGUAACCUGGAAGACUAUCCAUGACACUGUAUGCAGGGCCAAGUGGGGGAGGGACAACACCAUCUUCUUCAGCACCAGCUUUAAUGGAUCCUGCAUAGAUGAGAAGGGCAUGCUAAAACUGAAGAGGACCACAGACUAUGGAAGAACCAUCAAGACCAUUGCCUCCAAGAUCUUCUCCUUUCUCUUGGAAGCCAAAUUUGUUUUUGCCUCCGUUAUGACUGGACAGGGAACGCUGCGUAUGAUCCACGUGUCGGUGGAUCAGGGCGAUACGUGGAACAUCGCCCAGCUGCCCCCGGUUGGCCAUGAGCAGUUCUACUCCAUCCUGGCUGCCGACGACGACGUGGUGUUCCUGCAUGUGGACGACCUGGGAGACACUAACUUGGGCACCCUCUACGUGUCGGAUGACCGCGGCACAGUUUACUCCAAGUCCCUGGAGCGCCACCUCUACACCUCCCCCGGGAGCGCCACGGACUUCACCAACGUCACCUCGCUGCGUGGCGUCUACAUGACCAGUGUUCUGGCUGAGGAUGAUUCUGUGCAGACCGUGGUGUCCUUUGACCAGGGUGGGGAGUGGACGCAGCUGCAUAUACCUGAGAACAUCAACUGUGCCUUUGAACUCGAUGACCCAGACCAGUGCACCCUGCACAUCCACGCCUCCUACAGCACCACCCUGAAGCUGAACGUCCCCAUGCUGCCCCUGAGCGAGCCCAACGCUGUGGGACUCAUCCUGGCCCAUGGGAGUGUGGGCGACUCGGUCUCGGCGAUGAAACCGGACGUGUAUGUAUCGGACGACGGGGGGUACUCCUGGCUCCUGGCCCUGGAGGGGCCCCACCAUUACGCCAUUCUGGACUCCGGGGGCCUGCUGGUGGCUGUGGAGCACAACCCCUCCCUGCCCAUUGCACAGAUCAAGUUUUCCACGGAUGAGGGGCAGUGCUGGCACAUCUACAACUUCACCACCGAGCCGAUCUACUUCACCGGCCUGGCCACGGAGCCCGGGGCUCGCUCCAUGAACGUCAGCAUCUGGGGCUACAGAGAGACGCUGAUCAGCCAGUACUGGGUCUCCGUCACCAUCGACUUCAAUCAGCUGCUGACCCGAACCUGUGGCAAGGGAGACUACAUUGAGUGGCUGGCGCACUCUGAUGACAUCAGCGACCCUAAUGACGGCUGCAUGCUGGGAUACAAGGAGAAGUUCCUGCGGAUGCGCAAGGACUCUGUAUGCUGGAACGGCCGGGACUACGUGGUGAAUAAGCAGCCCACACCCUGCACCUGCACCCUGGAUGACUUCCUAUGUGACUUUGGGUACUCGCGAGCGGAGAACAGCUCUGAGUGUGUGGAACAGGCGGAACUGAAGGGCCACGCCCUGGAGUUCUGUCUGCAUGGCAAGAAGGAGCAGCUGCUGACCAGAGGUUACCGGAAGAUUCCAGGAGAUAGAUGCGAGGGCGGGGUCACACCAGAGCGCACGGAGGUCGACCUGAGCCAGAAGUGUGUGAGCAACCUACUGGACCCCCAGCUACAGACGGGGAACUCCUCCAGCUCUGUCGCUAUCGUGGUUGCCGUGGUAGCCAUCAUGCUGCUCAGUGUGGCGGGCGGUGUGCUGUUCGUCAAGAAGUACGUCUGUGGUGGCAGGUUCCUGGUGCACAGGUACUCGGACCUGCAGAACAACGCGGAGGCCAACGACAUCGAGGGCGUUGACGAGCUGGACAUCCAGGCUGUCCAGGCACCCAAGAGGGAUUUCCAUGACGACUCGGACGAGGACCUCCUGGAAUGAGAGGGUGAGCCAGAGCCAAUCACGACCUGGAGAGAAGAAUCACCCCCACCUUCCGUCUGUUUUCCUCCUCCUCCAUCCCAUAAUGCAUCUCCAGGCCUGCCCUACUUCUUCUCUGCUCUUCCCUCGCCAUGGUAACGUCAGGCAGCCACGGGGACGGUGGCGGGACCUCGUUCUGUCCGCUGCGACCGACCCAGAUUCACUCCGCUUCCGCUAAACAAAAACAAAAAACGGAACGGGCAGACCGAUGACUUUAUGGCUCCAGCGCAGGGUCGCGCUAUAUGUUUUCGCGUCUUGAAGAUUUUUCUUCUUUUUUUUUUGAGGAAAAAAAAAAACAUUUUCUUUUUCACAGCUAUCUUGCUUUUUCGGCACAGGGAGUUUGGGUUUCGGUUGUGACAGGGGUGUCCCAGAUUCUGGCAGCAGGAACAGGGAGAAAGCAGCGACUUUAACGCCAGAUUAUGCCAGGCGGUUGACGCAACCACUUACUCCACUUUUUUAUUUAGAGGACCUCCUACAAGGAUGGGGGCCACGGUGUGAUUUCAGGGUUCCAGGGGAAAAAAACGGAUUUAAUCCUGCAAUAUAUUGUCUGCUGUAAUCUAAGAUUGAUCUUUUGUAUUUAAAUGACAAGAAGAGCGCAAGGUGAUGGUAAAAUGCUGUGUCUUGGUCAUUGCUAAUACUAUUCUGUGCAUUUCUGAAUUCUCAGAUUUUCUUCUGUUUUUGAUCAAAUUUGGGGCUUAUAAAUCAGACACAAACAUACAAUUAUUGCUAUUGUUAUGGCUAUAGGGAACCGCCUGGCAGUGGAUUCUGGGAAACUGGUCAUAUUACACAGCUGUUGCAAAUAAUAAACGUGUGCUGAAAUGAUCCACAUGUACACCACAUCUCAAGCAAUAAAAUAAUCGGAUGCAAUAUUUGAAGCCACAUUCCUCUGAGUAAAGUGUAGCUUAGUCUUGUUAAUAACGCUGAUACAUUGCUGUAUUUCAAGUGAUGCAAUCUUUUCUUUACAUAUCACUUCCAUGCCAGACAUCUCAAAUUUACCAUAUUACAUUUACCAUAGUACAACAAAUCAUAAUUAUUUUUGAGACGAUACAAUUGAAAUCUAUUGUGUGAAAUAUUUUCAUUUUUGUACUUGUUGUUGCAAGAUGACAAUAAGUGCCCUGGGUGUUAACCAAGUCCUUGGCUUUAAUAUGAAUGGGAUGUGUCAUAAUUGUGCAAAGUAGCUUUGCACAUUUAGAAUGCAAUCAUAUAGCAAUUACUGAAAUUGAAACAACUUUUAUCACGUUAAAUCACUGUUUGGAUAAGCAGGAACUUGACAGUCUAAUGUCAGUAAGAAUGAAAAUAUGAAUAUAGCACAGACUCUUGCAAUUAGUUCUUAGUGGCUCAGUGAAAUGUACAGAUUGACACCACUGUACUUGUCAGUUAGACUGUUAGACAAUGUAGUUAUAGCUAUGGUUAGUGUAGCAGACAUUUUAUCCUUUGGUAACUCGUUUGCAAAUGCUGUGUUUUUAGGUGGACCUUCAAAUGGUUAAUGCAAGAUGAUUUAAUAACCUUGAACUUACUCUGUAUACAUAAAGGGUAAUAAUAAUAUUAAGAUGAUUUAGAAAUGGAGAAACCUGAAAGUCGAUGCAGGCCGAUUAUUAAAAGUCACAUGCUGGUCUCAACACCGGUAACAUGAAUGUAAUUAUGUAAAUUAGAGUAAUAAUACCCUAUACCUUGAAGGAGAUUAGUGGGUAAUGUGGUUUUAUAAGCAAAGUUGAAUAUUUAACUAUUUUUGCACUGAUUGUUCCUUUAUGUGUAUGGGCAUAAAAGGUGGCUGUAAAUAGGAGCAGAUGAAAAGAAAAAUUGAAGUGUCACAUCUUUAACUUUGUUCUUCACAAAUACAGGAGUUUUCUUGAUGUAAAAUACAGCAGACGGUAGUUGAAGAAUCGAGUGAAUAGUUGUACUCUGGAGUGUCUCCUUAAGGAUGUUUAAAAUGUCCUUAUGUGGUCUUUGAAAUUCCACCCAAUUCAGUGCCAUCUUUUGAGCAUUUACUUCAAAGUUGUGGUACAGUUUGUAGCUUUUAAUGAACUUGGACUUAGAGCCAAAAACGUUCUUCAGUCGUUACUGUCAACUUCCAAGUAGACCAUCGGUUUCCAUUGCAGCAGGCUCAGUCUUAAAUUACAUUAUUUUCAAGCUUUCAGGCUAUCCUGAAUUGACUUCCAUUUUCACCCCACGAGCUUUUAAAAUGAAGGGAUUUUACCUGAAAGCACACUCACAUGAAGAUGCUCAUUAAGUGCCUUGUAUCCAUUUUGAUUUUUAUCAGGCCCUUCCUGUUUGACUGAAGAGAUUUGCUUCCAGGUCACUCGUGUGAAUUCAAACCAUUGUCCCCUUUGCCAAAUCCCAUCACACAAUUAGCAGUCGUCUCCUAAGAAAUCCAUCCUUGCUUAAAGCAUAUUGUGGGAGUUGAGUAAUUUGGCACAGAGAGCCAGUGUACUCAAGUGACGCAGUCAUCAAUCCCACAAUAUAUGCAGGUGUUCUGUUUUUAAAGCAAACACCACUGCAUUCAUCACAGGAAUCUAUCAACAGUUAUUGCUGAUAGUUGUAAUGUUGCAGCUAUGAUGGUUUUCUGCCACAUUUUUACAUCUUCUGGCCCUGGAGUGCUCCAAGGUGUCCCCCACGGGUAGAUGCUCCAUGUUGAAGGAGUCUAGACGCUGAUGUUAAAUUAUUUGAUUUUUCUUGCUGUUCAAAUCAGGAUUGAGCAUAAUGGGUUUAUUAUGUAAAAAACCUGUUCCUACUUUGUAUGAGCUCUGUAUGUUUAAAAACUGUUCUCUUUGGUUUACAAAUAAACUCAGAUACUUUCUUUUC
Conger conger (European conger) is the source of this 5596-nucleotide messenger RNA. RefSeq names its product sortilin-like. The coding region runs from base 296 to 2758 and encodes 820 amino acids. The transcript has 20 exons. Lineage: Eukaryota; Metazoa; Chordata; Actinopteri; Anguilliformes; Congridae. Gene Ontology annotation, biological process: vesicle organization; Golgi to endosome transport; endocytosis. Gene Ontology annotation, molecular function: protein binding. Gene Ontology annotation, cellular component: membrane; Golgi apparatus. The record is from RefSeq and is a predicted model, not a curated record.